Molecule: messenger RNA, 638 nt
Organism: Didymella exigua CBS 183.55
Lineage: Eukaryota; Fungi; Ascomycota; Dothideomycetes; Pleosporales; Didymellaceae
Exons: 3
Coding region: 92-562 (156 amino acids)
Biological process (GO): 'de novo' protein folding
Cellular component (GO): endoplasmic reticulum membrane; endoplasmic reticulum
Source: RefSeq, a predicted model, not a curated record
ACCGCUCACACCAACACCCUCCUUUGCGCGCUCAGACUGCACACUACCAACUGCCGACACUCGCUUGACCACACACAAACACAUCGACGCCAUGGUGUCCUUCACCGCAAUACUGCUGCUCGCCGGCGCCGUCAUGCACGCGCAGGCGCAAGACUUCUCGGACCUGGUGGGCACUUGGAGCAGCAAGUCGAACUCGACAUUUACCGGCGACGGCUUCUACGAUCCCGUCAGCGACCACUUCACCGAGCCCAAGCACACGGGCAUCAGCUACUCGUUCACCGCCGACGGAUACUUCGAGGAGAGCUAUUACCGCGCUGUUGCGAACCCCACGAACCCCAAAUGCCCUACCGGCAUCAUCCAAUGGCAACACGGCAAGUUCUCCAAAGCCGUCGACGGCUCUCUGGAACUAUCCCCCAUCAAAGUCGACGGCCGGCAGAUGUAUAGCGACCCAUGCGCGUACAAGACGUCGGUUUACACGCGGUACAACGCAACCGAGCAAUUCCAGGUUCGUUCCAUCUCCCAUCCAAUCCCCUGCUCAUCGGUCUGCGGUUUGCGUUGUUGAACUGCUCCCUGACGCUCCCCCAGCGCUACGAAGUCCGCAUAGACGACUACCACAAGAUCAAGCGCCUCGAUCUCUA